Hansenula ciferrii is the source of this 1026-nucleotide messenger RNA. It is a transcript of the gene DFR3, whose product is annotated as Dihydroflavonol-4-reductase. The record is from RefSeq and is a predicted model, not a curated record. Lineage: Eukaryota; Fungi; Ascomycota; Saccharomycetes; Phaffomycetales; Wickerhamomycetaceae. The transcript has a single exon. The coding region runs from base 1 to 1026 and encodes 341 amino acids. Gene Ontology annotation, molecular function: oxidoreductase activity, acting on the CH-OH group of donors, NAD or NADP as acceptor.
AUGGCUCAAACAGUCUUAAUCACAGGUGCUACAGGGUUCAUUGCCACUUAUGUUAUCAAACUCCUUUUAGAACAAGAUUAUAUCGUUAUAGGAACAGUUAGAACAAUGGAAAAGGGUGAUAAUUUUGUUAAAAACUUCCAAAAUGACAAUUUCAGCUAUGUUAUCGUUCCAGAUUUAACUGACUCAAAGCAACAUUUUGAACAAAUCUUGCAAAGCCAUCCAGAAAUUGAAAUUGUCUUACAUACAGCUUCACCCGUAUUUCCAAGGUAUUAUAAAGAUGCUGAACAAGAUUUGAUUUUACCAGCUAUAAAUGGUACAAAGAAUCUUUUGGAAUCAGUUACCAAAUAUGGUCUUAAUGUCAAGAGACUUGUUUAUACUUCUUCAGAUUCUGCUAUUCAUUCGGUUAAUCGUGAAGGUCAAAAUCUUGUUGAAAAUGAAGAUUCAUGGAACGAUGUUGAGUGGGUUAGAGGUAAUUCCAAAGAUAUAGAUGCUGUUACAGGUUAUGACGUUUCCAAAACUUAUACUGAAAGAGAAGUUUGGGAAUAUAGUUCUAAGAACCCAAAUGUUAAAGUUAGUGUUAUUAAUCCAGCUUACGUGUUUGGUCCUCAAUUAUUUGAUGAAACCGUUCAUGAAUUAAAUUAUUCAAGUGAUCUGCUUGGUUCUCUGGUGACAAAUGGUAAUGGUGAUGAUUACAAAAGAUUGAAAGGUGGGUUUAUUGAUGUUAGAGACGUGGCAAAAGCUCAUUUAUUUGCAUUUCAACGUGAUAAUACUAUAAAUAAAAGAUUGUUUUUGAAUGAAACUACCUUUACAGAACAAACAUUAUUAGAUAUAGUUAAUGCCAAAUUCCCUUCAUUACAUGACAAAGUUCCAAAAGGUGUACCUGGUUCAGAUAAAGAAACAUUAAGAGAAAGUUUUACUGUUUUCGAUAACACUAAAACAAAGGAAAUUUUAGAUUUUGAAUUCAUUUCUUUAGAACAAGGUGUUUUCGAUACAAUUGAUCAAAUCAUUAAAGUUAAAGGGAUUUAA